AUGACUUGGCUCAACGAGUCGGACGAGACCUCCCCUCCCUCUUUCCCGCUCUCCGCCGCUGAGCACAAUUUCUCCCACUUCAUCGACCGUGACCCGUCGCCCUUCCCCACCUCCUCCCCCUCCCCCUACUCUCUGACGUCCUCCAACUGCACCGGCUCCCCGGGGGCCUCCUCUCCGCCGUACAACUUCUACGCCGUGCUGCUGGUGCUCCUGAUCUUCUGCGUGGUGUUCGGUAACGUGCUGGUGUGCAUCGCGGUGUCGCGGGAGCGCGCUCUGCAGACCACCACCAACUACCUCAUCGUCUCGCUGGCCGUGUCCGACCUGCUGCUGGCCACGAUGGUCAUGCCCUGGGGCGUCUACUUGGAGGUGGUGGGGGAGUGGCGCUUCAGUCUCAUCCACUGUGACAUCCUGCUCACCUUGGACGUCAUGAUGUGCACCGCCAGCAUCCUCAACCUCUGCGCCAUCAGCAUCGACAGAUACACAGCGGUGGCCAUGCCGAUGCUCUACAACACCAGAUACAGCUCCAGGAGGAGGGUGGCGGUGAUGAUUGCUGUGGUGUGGUUUCUCUCUUUUGCCAUCUCCUCCCCUUUACUGUUUGGACUCAACAACACCGCCAGCCGGGAAGGCACCACGUGCAGCUUCGCCGACCCGGCCUUCGUGGUGUACUCGUCCGUGGCCUCCUUCUACGUCCCCUUCAUCGUCACGUUGCUGGUGUAUGCGCAGAUCUGCGUGGUGCUGCGCAAGCGAGGCAGACGCACCGCCCCGCCGCACCGCCGCGGCCUGCAAGCGCAGGCCGCCACCGACGCGGGAGUCGGUCACCGGCACAGGAAGAGCAAGUGCACACAACCAGAGGAUGUGAAGUUGUGCACCCUGAUCCUGAGGCCCGCCACCGCCGGCCCCCAGCGCAAGAAAGUGACCCUGGUGAAGGAGGCGGCGGUCCACCCCCUGGAAGCGGAGCCGGGUCGCUUCCUGCCGCAGACCGAGCAGAGCCUGGCUCCGCCUCCCGCUCCCCAAACCGCCUCCCACUCGGGACGGGCCAGGAUCUCCCUGGCCAUCUCGGUUGGACCCGCGCCGACCCUGAUGCCCCGCCCCCCCACCCUCGAGGGGGGCAUGAGGGGCCGUGAGGGAUGGAGGGAGCGCAGCGCGGGCAGAGAGAGAUGGGGGAUGACCAAGGAGAGGGUGCGGGGGAGGCUGUCGCAGCAGAAGGAGCGGAAGGCGACACAGAUGCUCGCCAUUGUGCUCGGUGUGUUCAUCAUCUGCUGGCUGCCCUUCUUCCUGACCCACGUGCUGAAGGCCCACUGCAGCAGCUGCUGCAUCUCGCCGCUGUACAGCGCCGUCACCUGGCUGGGGUAUCUCAACAGCGCCGUCAACCCCGUCAUCUACACCACCUUCAACAUCGAGUUUCGCAAAGCCUUCAUCAAGAUCCUGCACUGCUGAGAGCCCGGAGGGAAGGGGUGGGGGGAGGAGGGGAGAGAAGCGACCAUCCGUCAGGGUUUUUGAGCAAGACUGCCGUUGGUUUGAGA
This is a messenger RNA of Pseudoliparis swirei, 1523 nucleotides long. It is a transcript of the gene drd2l, whose product is annotated as dopamine receptor D2 like. The record is from RefSeq and is a predicted model, not a curated record. Gene Ontology annotation, cellular component: presynaptic membrane; glutamatergic synapse. Gene Ontology annotation, molecular function: dopamine neurotransmitter receptor activity, coupled via Gi/Go; G protein-coupled receptor activity. NCBI's taxonomy places the organism in Eukaryota, Metazoa, Chordata, Actinopteri, Perciformes, Liparidae. Gene Ontology annotation, biological process: adenylate cyclase-activating adrenergic receptor signaling pathway.